AUACCUUGAUCCCCAUCCUGAUCCCUGGCCAAGUAUCAUAGAAAACGAUUAAUGGUAGAAUCAAUAAUUGAAUGCUACAAAUAAUUCAAGAAUGGCUGAUGGACUCCUUAGGUCUCAUUAUAGACUUCAAAAAGAUCGAUUUCGGCAAGAAAGUCAAAGACGGCUACCUCAUAGGUCAAGUGCUUUGCGGCUUCGAGGUGAUAUCCAAGGAAGAACUGUCCCUGAUCAAAGCGACAGAAGACAGAGAAGUGGCCACGAGCAAUUUCAUGAACUACGUGCUGAUCUGGCUCGGUAAGUUGGACAUACGCAUGAAGGACGUCGAACUGGAAGAUCUGCUGGACGGUAAUUCCAGGGUGGCCGUCAACCUGUUCUACGAACUGUACCUCGCGCUUCAGAACAAGUCCAAACUGCACAUGAUCACCCAGAAACGGAUCAUAGAAAAAUCCAAACCGCCCAACCCCAGAUUCGAAGUGAAGAAGGUCAAGGAAUCGAAGUUGGACGAGUUCACGUUGGAGCUGAAUCCGCACUGUCUGCCCAUCAUCGAAAACAAGGACAUCAUGAGAUGGCACAAGGACAGACUGUCGUCCUUGAAAAAACAAUGCGAGGAAUCCAGAAGGGAGUAUUUGAGGUAUUUUAACACCAGGAGAAAGGACAAACCGCCCACCCUCAUCUGCACUUGUAACCUCCAAUGCGCGUGCCCCAAAACCGAGUCUAAACGGGACCAGAUAGAUUUUCCCGAGGAAGCCAGUCAGGAUUUCACCUUCGAGGAGCUGGUGGACCAAUACAAAAAGUCCAGGAAGGUGAAGAAGCACGUGCCCAACUACGAGGAGGCGAAACAGGUCGUGAAAAAAUUCAAGACUAGAAGACUGGAGAACAGGGAGAAGGAAAUAGAGAAGAUGCGCCUGCACACUGAACUCUGCGAGGAGUUCUGGAACGAGAUGGUCAGGAACCAGGAGAAACAGAUCGAGGAGUUGGUGGACGACAAAAUAACCACGCAGUCGUUCUACGAGAAACAGAUGAUAAACAAGAUGUUCCAGGUUAAGCAUCAGCAGGAGGUGAUAAAGGAAAACAGGAGCUUCGUGAACGACGAGAUAAUGAAGCAGAAAGAGGAGGAUAUAACGAGGAAGCUGUAUAUGGAACAGAGGAUGUCGGAUGAGUGCGUUUGCGAUUAUCUCUACGAGAGGGAGAGGAUAAAGCAGUUGCAUCGGAGGAUAUACGCCGAGAAGCUGAGGUUGAAGAGGGUUAGGAUCGAGAAAAUUUGUAGAGAAACGGCCGACGACCUGGUCAAUUUUGCCAUCAGGGUCGGGGAAUUCAAGGAGAGCUACAAAGAGGAACCGAGCAGAAGAAGAUACGACGACUGGGUCAGCUUGUUCGUCAGUUGUGGAUCCAUAUUACCUAAAGUGGUACCUGCUGAAGAUAUUUUGCAGGACCUUUCAGACUUACCGGAAGAAGAAGAACCUGUUUUCGUCGAAGAAAUAACGAGGCAAGAAAUCAUCGAUACCAAAGACUUCGAGAAGUACCACAAGAACGAGUGGCCUUGGGAAAUCGAGAACCACUCAUCGGAGUUCAAAUUCGACUUCAAACUCAUCGAUAGAGGUAUGAAUAUCAUUGGCUACAUUGUACAUCGAUUGUUGAUGGCCAAAUACCCCACGACACCUUUAAUGCCGAAGCCGGACUUCAAGUUUGAAUGUGCCGUGUGCAUCAAUGGUCUAUCAGAUACUACCAUACCGGGAAAACUUCAAAGUUUAUUAAGUUACAAAGAUAUAGAGGUUUUCGAGGUCUUGAACGCAGUAAACUACUGCCUGGAUAGGUUUGCAAACGAACAAAAGCCGGAGGAAAAUGAGGAUGUACAAUCUAUGGAUAUCCAAUUGAUGGAGGAGAAAAAAUUGAAAAGUAGCUCGCUCAAGUUAGUCAAAGGCAAGAAGGGCAAAUCUUCGAAAAACAACGAUAAAUCUCUGAGCGGACUCUCGAUGACUAACGGCGAAACAGUGGAAUUACCCCCGGUGAUGAACAAAAAACAUCAAACCCCUCGUAUCUACCCCAGCGAGGAGGUCAAGAUGUCUCACGCGGCAUCACUCGGUGAAAUCGCGCAAAAUUCGUUGAAUAUGGGGGAACCCCUUACAGAUUAUUUACUGGCUGCCAUGAUUGUUGAAUAUUUGUAUUCCGUGUCGGAUAAGAAGGGUUGGGCUCUCAUGAAUUAUCCCACCAAUUACAACCAAGCCGUGACCUUGGAGGAAAGUCUUUCGUCCACACCACUGUGCAAGGAUCUUAGCGCCAUAAAGAGCAUUAUGGAUCUGGCAGAUUUGGAGGAAAAACACGUAGAGGGCGUUAUGAGAAAGGAAAGGGACACUAAGAGAUAUUCCAAAAUCUUCCCCCGGCCUCCGAAGCUCAGAGACGACGACGUAUACGACACGGUACUCACCGCCUACAUAAAGAUAAUAAAAACGCCGCUAGACGGCGUGGAAGGGGCUGAAAGUACCCUUCCGCCGAUCACGAGGUACAUAGACGAGUCCGCCGACCCCCUGGAGAAGUUCUACUCCGAACAGGGCUGCGCCUACUUCAUGUUCUACGAAACCUUCGACUACAACACCGUGAAGUACCUGGCGAGAUUGGUCAUCGGCGAUUUCAGCCUACCCAGGAAACCUUCUAUCGAGCUGUUCGGCAGAUCCGUGUUGCUUGGACAGGAGGAGUUCGAGGAAGAGAGCUCCAGCAGGUUGGCGAAAUCCUCGAAAGAGAUCAGCAUCAAGGAAAAGGAUAAAAAGAAGCUUUACAUCCAGAAGGAGAGCGAAGAGGAGACAGUGGUGAAGGAUAAGAAGGCUAAAGCCAAGCCUAAGAAAGAAAAAUCGUCGGAACAAGUGCCAGACAUCACUUGGGAAAACAAGCAGGUUCAGGUGCCGCCUCUAGAGGACACUUUCGAGAUUAUAGUCGAAGAGGAAGACCUGGACAUCCAGCCGGGAGAGGAGAAGUGGAGGUACAUCGAGAUCCCCAUCUCCGAAGAACUCCUGAUGGUGCUCGCCAAGAUGUGCGAGAACAUGGAAGAUCUCUACGUAGAGGACUUUAAACAGGUCCUCUUCAUGCGGAGGCUGGUGCUGAACAGCGUCCAACCGUACAUAUCGCACACCAAAUCGCACCUGAUGGAGUUCCUGCAGAGACCGGACGACCGCCAGCAGAUCCUGCACGAGUUUCAGAUGACGUUCAACACCAUUUCCGAGUGCCUGCGGUCUGACGACGAGGUCAAGGCCGAGCUGCACUGCAGGGCGGACGAGCUGAGGAAGGCGCUGCAGGCGACCAGCGAGCAGAACAUCAUGGAGUCUUUCGGGGAGCGGGAGAAGAUCAUCGAGAAGCACUGGUUGAGGAAGGAGCUGCACGAACUCACCCAGAUCUACCUCUGCGGGAUGCAGCUGGAGUUGGACAGAUUUGUCGACACCAUUCAGUUAUUGACCGAUUAUUAUGUAUCGGGGAUAACCAAUAUGCCGCCCGAAGAAGCGCCUUUCGCCAAGGAAUUGAUCAAAGCCCUGGAAUCGGACAGCGUUCACACCUACGAAAACUAUUCCAUGUGGGAAGAUGCCUUCGACACCAGAUAUUUCAACGAUAAAAUGGCGGUUAAAGUGACGAAGAGUUGUGAAUUCGUCGAGAAGACCAAAUACUCCGCCCUUAAAAUUGUGGGGAACACACAAGGAAAAUUCGCCUUGGGGAAGCCGAAACCGGAGAAACAGAAGGGAAAGGGUGCACCGUCCAUACAAAUGUCGGAUAUAGUGAGGGAUAACAUGGAUAAGUUGGUUGAAGAAUGGAAGACCGCCAUUGAAGGAGAAGCCGAAAGGGUGGUCUUCAGAUUGAAGCUGAUCAAGCGCGACAGCGGACAGCGUUUCAGAGAAAUGACGACCAAGGUGAAGGAGAUGAUGAACGAGAUAUACGGUCUGAUACGGAAGAGGUACAACAACGAACAGUCGAGCAUAGAUAAACUCUGCGACGUUAUAGCGAAUGCCAUAGAGAACGAGACCCCGAUUCAGGUGGAGCUGUUGAUCGACAGGGACCAAUUCUAUGUUCAGCCGGAAGUUCUUCUUUUUCCCGACGAUCUCCCACCCCCUCCUCCUCCAGUUAAGGAAUGGAAGAAGGAAUCCGUGUUUACAGUGGCGCAACUUAAGAAUUUACACAGGGUUCUGUUGGAUUUGGCGCCAAGCGGGACCAUACCCGAGAGGCAGUUCACGUUCCUUUUACAAGACAUGUUGGUACACGACGUGGAGGACGGCAAGGAACCCCUAGCUCCGGACAUGUGGCGCAAACUAUCCACCCUGGAACUGGAGAAGGUCAUCACCGAGCUAUUCUCAAAGUCCGAGUGCGUCAACUGGAAGGACUUCAUCAUUUACAACCUCAUGAUAACUAUGCCGUCAUCCGAGCAGUUGAUAGAGCUGAAGCGGCUCUUCCAGAAGAAGGACAAGGGAAAUACGGAAAACGUGUCUGUUCAAGAGUUCGCCUCUUUCACCUUCUGGUUCGAGGGGUGCUUCAGCAGAGGUGACGAGUCCGAUAUGAAGCGAUUGAUGCUGAUGAAAGAGUUGAUCUGCGAUCUGUACAAGAUAAACGAACACACCGUUAAUUACUCCGCCAUGCUGGUGGACUUCUGCAAGGACCAUGUGGGGGCCGUCGGGUUUGCGAAGCUCUUAGGACUCAUUCUGGACCGUCCAGUAUGCUGGGACUCUAACAUAGGUAAGAAGUUCGUGCAGUACCAAGAGCAACACCGAGCGGAACACGAAAUGUCGGUGAAAGAACGCGACGGAGAAAUCAGAGAGGAGAUGAAGAUGGCCAAGGAUUUUCUGGCUGAAAUGGCCGAUGAAACUGUCCAUAAAUGCGACAGCGUCGUUAUAAGCGACCUCCAGGGGACCGCUAACUCCUUGGAAGUCCUGAGUAUCGCCGGAGAAACGUGCGGAGAUCAGUGCAUUUGCGAUCUGAGGUGUUACUGCGGCGAUAAACCCGAAGAAGCCUUCUCGAAUGUCCCCAUUGAUUUCGAGGAGAACUUCGAUCCGUCUCUGGUGUAUUUCUUGGAUUUGGAGCCUAUCCUGGCCGCCGAGGCUGUCGUACUUAACUGGUAUACCCAGGUGCAGAACAUAGACGGUAAAAGUUUCAGGCAAAAGGCGGAAGAAAUAUACAACGAAUGUAGAAAUCCGAAUUUCAACAAUUCCGUUUUGGCCCAUGAAUUUUUGAAUCACUAUAAUUUCUCGCAGCUUCUGGCCAAUACAACGAGGUUCACCGAUAAGAACCCUUCAAAUUACAUACAGAACCUCAUUAAAUUUAGAAAGUAGAUUUAGUUUUUCAACGACAAAGAGCAUAAUCUUUGUUUUACAAUAAAUUAUUCUUCGACU
Messenger RNA from Coccinella septempunctata (seven-spotted ladybird), 5357 nucleotides. Its product is annotated as sperm flagellar protein 2-like. The coding region runs from base 72 to 5297 and encodes 1741 amino acids. The transcript has 15 exons. Lineage: Eukaryota; Metazoa; Arthropoda; Insecta; Coleoptera; Coccinellidae. The record is from RefSeq and is a predicted model, not a curated record.